GGCGCUGUAAACAACUGGAGCAGCAGACAAGUUCAAGACACCAGCUAGUGUGCGUUUGUUUUCCACCAAGUCAGCUCUGCUUCCAGCAAUGGCCCUGCUGAAAUCCACCAAGAUUUUGACUGGUGUCGGGGCACAGGCCCCUGUUUUAGCCGUCCUACAACUCCGUGCAAGCUCAUGGUGGACUGAGGUACAGAUGGGACCCCCUGAUCCCAUCCUGGGUGUCACAGAGGCGUUCAAGCGUGACACCAACCCCAAGAAGAUGAACCUCGGAGUUGGAGCUUAUAGAGAUGAUCAGGGCAAGCCGUUUGUUCUCAGCUGUGUCCGAAAGGCUGAGGCCCAGAUUGCUGCUAAGAAGUUGGAUAAAGAGUACCUUCCUAUUGGAGGGAUGGCAGAAUUUUCAAAGGCCUGUGCUCAGCUGGCUCUUGGACCUGAUAAUGAGGUCUUAAAGAGUGGAAGAAGCAUCACUGUUCAGACUAUCUCUGGAACUGGAUCUCUUCGUGUUGGUGCUAACUUUGUGUCACGAUUCCACAAUGUGUCCCGGGAUGUGUACCUGCCUAAACCAUCCUGGGGUAACCACACCCCUAUCUUCAGAGAUGCAGGCAUGCAGCUAAUGGCCUACUCCUACUAUGACCCCAAAACCUGUGGCUUUGAUUUUAAAGGAGCCUUGGAUGAUAUUUCAAAAAUCCCUGAGAAGAGUGUGAUUGUUCUGCACGCGUGCGCUCAUAAUCCCACAGGAGUGGACCCAAAGCCCGAGCAGUGGAAAGAGAUGGCUGCUCUGAUCAAGAAAAGAAAUCUCCUGGUGUUCUUUGACAUGGCUUACCAGGGAUUUGCCAGUGGUGACAUUGAUCGUGAUGCCUGGGCUGUGCGUUAUUUCAUUGAGCAGGGGCACAAUGUUCUUCUGUCCCAGUCUUUUGCUAAGAACAUGGGCCUGUAUGGUGAGCGUGUAGGGGGCUUCACGGUGGUCUGUAAAGAUGCUGAAGAGGCAAAGCGUGUGGAAUCCCAGCUGAAAAUUCUCAUACGGCCCAUCUACUCGAAUCCCCCAAUGAAUGGAGCUCGUAUCGCCUCCACCAUUCUCAGUACGCCUGAACUCUACAAAGAAUGGCUUGUGGAGGUGAAAGACAUGGCCGAGCGCAUCAUUAAGAUGAGGGAGAUACUUGUGUCGAACCUGAAGAAGGAGGGCUCCACUCAAAACUGGCAGCAUGUCACUGACCAGAUUGGAAUGUUCUGCUUCACAGGGCUCAAACCAGAGCAGGUGGAGCGUCUGAUUAAAGAAUUCUCUAUAUACAUGACAAAAGAUGGACGGAUCUCUGUGGCUGGUGUGACGUCUGCAAACGUGGGAUAUCUAGCACAUGCCAUCCACGCUGUUACCAAGUGAAGCUGGCACUAGGGACUAUAGUUGCAGCAGACCGAAAGCAAGAAAAAGUAAUUAAGAUGAUUCAGAAGUCCUCUGCUGCAUGUCUUUUAGGACCAGAUAUGAAAUAGGACUAAUGUAGACUACCAGUUAACUUGAUUUGGUCUUAAUUCAUGACUCUGAAUGAAGAGCCCCUCAAUGAAUUAAGUGAAAUGAAAUUCAAUUAAAUUCUUUGUUUUAAAAUAAU
Carassius carassius (crucian carp) is the source of this 1598-nucleotide messenger RNA. RefSeq names its product aspartate aminotransferase, mitochondrial-like. The record is from RefSeq and is a predicted model, not a curated record. Gene Ontology annotation, molecular function: pyridoxal phosphate binding; L-aspartate:2-oxoglutarate transaminase activity. Lineage: Eukaryota; Metazoa; Chordata; Actinopteri; Cypriniformes; Cyprinidae. Gene Ontology annotation, cellular component: mitochondrion. The coding region runs from base 89 to 1375 and encodes 428 amino acids. The transcript has 10 exons. Gene Ontology annotation, biological process: L-aspartate catabolic process; biosynthetic process.